This is a messenger RNA of Gossypium arboreum, 549 nucleotides long. RefSeq lists its product as uncharacterized. The record is from RefSeq and is a predicted model, not a curated record. The transcript has a single exon. Gene Ontology annotation, molecular function: zinc ion binding. NCBI's taxonomy places the organism in Eukaryota, Viridiplantae, Streptophyta, Magnoliopsida, Malvales, Malvaceae. Bases 1 to 549 code for a protein of 182 amino acids.
AUGCAGGGAGGCCAUGUAUGGUGCGUAAAGGUAUUGCAAGAAAUUAACAAGGCGAAGGCACGGGCGAACACUAUGCACACAGUGUGUCACGAUCGAGACAACUUAUGGUUUCGUGUGACAGAGUUUGACAAACCGCACCAAGGUAUUACUGGCGGGCAAUAUCGUGUACACUUAAGAAAUAGGACUUGCGAUUGUGGGAGGUUUGACGCACUUCAUUAUCCAUGCGCUCAUGUAAUUGCAGCUUGUCAAAAUCUUCGUCUGGAUCCCAUGAGCUAUGUCGACGACAUGUACAAAUUGGAAUACAUGUACAACGUGUGGAGACACAUAUUCCCACCGGUCCCAGAUGAGCAUAAAUGGCCCUCUGUAUCGCUUGCUCCGUUUAAGCUGUUACAUGAUAGAGAGUUGCGGCGUAAACCAAAGGGUCGACCUUGCUCGACUAGAAUACGCAACAAUAUGGAUAUCCGAGAAACAACCAAUCAACAGAAGUUAUGUGGAUGGUGUAGGAACCCAGGCCAUACAAGUAGAUCAUGUCCAAAUCGUAAUAGUUGA